GUUUCAAAACUUCGAUUUUUUAGUUUAACCGAACUAUUUAAAAAAGUUUUGUGUUUUCUUUUCAAUCACCAACAUGCGUCGCUCAGACGUUUUUGCUGUCAUCUCCCUUGUGGCGCUCCUUCAAAUGGCGGAGUUGGUAAAAGGCGAGGGGCAAUAUACCAUCGUUGGUCCCGGCACCAUACACUCAAAUCGCGACUACAACGUCGCCGUAGCCGUGCAUGGCAUUAAGGAACCAGCCAAGCUGAAGAUUGGAAUCACCGGACCCUCGCACAACGAGACCCAAACAGUUGAAUUGGCCAAGCCCGAUGAGUACAAGCAGUUGACGUUCAAGCUGCCACCCCUCAAGGAGGGCCAGUACAAUCUCACAGCCGAGGGUGUAUCUGGUUUGGUGUUCACAAAUACCACCAAACUGAAUUGGGAGGAGGUCAAGCCGUUCGUGAAGAUACAGACGGACAAGGGCAAAUACAAGCCGGGAGAUACCAUAAACUUCCGUGUCAUAUUUUUGGAUGAAAACCUGCGGCCUGGUACUGCUCCAGAUGAUGUCGUAAUCUUUUUCGAGGAUCCCAAACGUAAUCGCAUAAAGGAGCUCAAGCACAUUGAGACUAAUAGUGGAGUGUAUACAGGAAAGUUCGAACUAUCCGAGUUUGCAGCUCUCGGCUCAUGGAUACUGCUGGUGCAAACACCUGGUAAUAGCUUUAAUGAUGAACGCGUUUACUUUGAUGUUGAAAAGUACACUCUGCCAAAGUAUACAAUUAAGAUGGACGUGACAGAUCAGGUCUCGGUGAAGGAUGGAGACAUGCAGGUGAUUAUACGCGCAAACUACACCUACGGCAAACCAGUUAGUGGCAAGGUUCUCCUCAAUAUUAAUCUGGCUGAGUCCAGUAUGUGGAGCACAGUGAAUGGAGAGACGGUCCGCACUGAUCGUCCAGGUCAUACCCUGCUGAGCACCGCGGAUAUGGUCAAUGGCAAGGCGAAGUUCGACUUAAACGUGAAGGAGUUUGCUGAAUUCUUGCACUACAACACAUCCGCAUCCUACGCACACAUCACGGCCACCGUAGAGGAGGAUUUCACGGGCGUGAAGAUAAAUGAAACAUCCGGCACGCAGUUAUACCCCUAUCGCUAUGAAAUGUCCUGCAUCGAUUACACAUCUUGUUAUCAGUUCCACGCCGACAAAGAGCAAGAAGUUAAAUUUAAAGUCACGUACAUAGAUGGCACAUUGCUUAAAGAUACAAAGUCCGUAGUUAAAGCGAAGUUUACGGAGGGCAUACGCCACACGUACAGCUUUGGCUACUACGGCCAGAAAGAAAAUAAGCCCGAACUCCCCGAGAUCGAGAAAAAGACACUUACUUUCGAGAGCCAUCUAAAUGAUUCAAGCAUAGCAGCCUUCAAAAUCAAACUGCCAGACUUACCCGAUAUUGAAAACUUCACGCGCUACUACAGCAUAGAAUUGGAAUAUAGAGAUGAGCAGCGCGAGUUAUACACAACAUAUCCAUAUAGGGAACCAAAGAAGAUUGAUCCUCCAGUGGAGCCGAAAGAGGAGGAAAAGGAGAAGGAGUGGUUCAAGGCCAACGUUCAACGCCCCAAGGAUAAGUGGUCGCUGCAGCUUGGCGAGGAGUACAAGAUCACAUUGAACUCUAGUCGUCCUUUAAGCUACUUUGUGUACAACAUCAUUGGCCGUGGAAAUGUACUUCACACAGAGCGCGUGGUAUUACCUGAACCUCAAAAGAUAUACAACAUUAGCCUAACACCGACGUUCCUCAUGGCACCCUACUGUAAAGUGUACGUGUAUUAUGUGGAUGAGACGGGCGAAUUCCGUUAUGCUGAGGAGAGCAUGCAUGUUGACGUAGAGCUGCAGAACAAAAUUGAAAUUACCGCACCCGAGGAAGUCAAACCGGGAUCAGAAGUUGAAUUGGAGAUUAAAACUGCGCCUAAUUCUUUCGUUGGUCUAAUUGCGGUUGACCAGAGCGUACUUCUUCUAGGUAGUAAUAACGAUAUAAAUAAGGAUUCGUUUAGCUGGCGUCUAGGUCGUUAUGACACGAGCACGCCAUGGCAGGGCGGCUACUCUUACUACCCUGGAGAGCGCACUGGCGUAGUGACCAUGACGAAUGCCAACUUCUUCUACAACCGCACGGAGCCAGUGUAUUAUGCUCAACCCCACGCAGCUUUCGGAGGCGGCAGUAUACAAGCUAUGCGCAAAACAGGCCUUCAGAAUGACAUGGUUCUUCACUCUACGCCUGCUCAUCCCGAAUCCGCGCUAGUGGGAGCUGCCUUUGCUGCAGGAGCACCCGCACAACAAGCUCCGACUGUGCGUAAGAACUUCGUAGAGACUUGGAUAUUUGCGGAUAUUGAAAGCACAAAGUCUGAAGUUUUCAAGUGGGUUAAAGCAAUACCAGACACCAUUACCAGCUGGGUGCUCAGCGCAUUUUCUUUGCAUCCCGACAAGGGUCUGGGAGUGACUGAUGAGCAGACCAAAAUUAAAACAUUCCAACCCUUCUUCGUGUCGGUAAGGCUGCCUUACUCGGUCAAACGUGGAGAAGUCAUCAGUGUACCAGCACUAGUCUUCAAUUAUCUGCCGAAGAGCUUGGACGUUGAAGUGUCGCUGGAUAACCCCGACGACGAAUACGAGUUUGUGGAUCCCUCGAACGAAGUCAUAGGCGAGCAGAAGCGCACACAAAAAAUUAGCGUUGGCGCUAACGAAGCAGCGGGAGUGUCAUUCCUUUUGCGUCCAAAAAUAAUUGGAAAUAUUUUACUCAAGCUUACAGCAAUAUCCCCUGUGGCUGGCGACGCGAUUCACAAAACUCUCAAGGUGGUCCCUGAGGGUGUGACGCAAUAUAGCAACCGAGCAUUCUUUAUAAAUUUGAAGGAUGUAGGGGAGUUCAAUGAUACCUUCGAACUAGAACUGCCAGAGGAAUAUGUCAAGGACUCCCAACAUGUGGAAUUUGCGGUGGUGGGAGACCUGUUAGGCCCAGUUGUUAAGAAUCUGGAGGAGCUUUUGCGCUUACCCAGUGGGUGCGGUGAGCAAACCAUGUCGAAGCUGGUACCGAACUAUCUUGUUCGAAAUUAUCUGCAAUCGAUCAAGAAACUGACGCCAGCUUUAGAGUCACGCAUAAAACGGAACCUAGAACAGGGCUACCAAAACAUACUUCGUUAUCGUCACGACGAUGGAUCUUUCAGUUCCUUCGGACCAGGCAAGUGGCGCGAAGAGGACCCACCACGCAAUGGUUCCACUUGGCUGACGGCUUAUGUACUACGCUCGUUGAGUGAGAUUGCGCCGCUGGUUAAGAUCGAUGAGAAUAUUCUGGCAGAGGGCUACCAGUUUUUACUGAGUAAACAAGCUGACAACGGCAGCUUCACCGAGACGGGGGAGUACUUCUAUGGCUCCCAGCGCUCUGCACUCACACUAACAGCUAAGUCCCUUCUGGCAUUGCUGGCACAGCCCAAACCCUCAUCGGGAACACCAACUGCUAUUGAUAAAGCUGUUGCUUAUUUAAGCGCAAACGUCGAAGAGUCAAAGGAAGUUUUGCCAAAGGCUAUUGCGACAUACGCGCUUCAGAAGGCGAAGGCAGCGGAUGCCCCGAAGCACGUAGCCAGUCUAAAAGCCUUGGCCAAUCAGGAGGAGGACCGAACCUGGUGGACGGAAAGUAAGGAACAGCGAAAUUCUGGUUACUGCCGUCGCUGGUGGUGUUGGGUGUGGAGCAACGACGUGGAAAUCACUUCGUACGCAAUGCUCACUUUAUUGGAGACAGAGUCUCCCGAAGACGUCCUAAACGCACUCAGAUGGCUGGUGGCUCAGCGCAACAGCUUCGGUGGGUUUGCCUCUUCACAGGAUACAGUAGUGGGUCUUCAGGCCUUGAUUAAGUUCGCCGAGAAGUCAGGCUAUGAGGCAGCAUUGUGGGAUGUGACUGUUUCGAAUCAUGGUCAACGCGAAAAAAUCGAGAACCUGAAGCUGACCGAGGACAAUGGACUAUUACUGCAACGAGUCGAGUUCCCUCAGGGUACCAAGUCCCUCGAGUUCGAUGCAAAAGGCACGGGGGCAGCACUGGUGCAGAUCUCUUACCAAUACAACAUAGUCGAGAAGGAGCCUAAGCCAAGCUUCAAAGUACAAACAAUUGUUAAGCCUGACACUCCCCCAUCAAAACUUGAGCUUGAGGUCUGCGUUGAAUAUGUAGAGGAGGGAAAAUCAGAGGCCUCCAAUAUGGCCAUCCUGGAAGUCUCGCUGCCCUCUGGCUACACCGUGGAUGAUAACUUUGAGCACAUCCAGGACAUCAAGCGAGUUCGACUUGUUGAAACCAAGAACGCCGAGUCCGUCUUGGUAGUCUACUUUGAAAGCUUGCCAAAGGGUGAGGUGAAGUGCUUACCCAUUGAAGCUUACAAAACGUAUGCUGUGGCUAAUCAGAAACCGGCACCUGUGGUCCUCUACGAUUAUUACGACACGAAUAAGAAGGCCACCGACUAUUAUCAAAUUGAAUCCAAGCUCUGUGACAUUUGUGAGGGCGACGAUUGUAAGAGUAAAUGCUAAGGAUAACAGAAUAACUGCAUCCUCAUAAUAAUAAUGUUAACCGUUUUUUGUAAAAAUAUCAAAUAAAAUAAUUCAACUCAUUAUUA
Molecule: messenger RNA, 4605 nt
Organism: Scaptodrosophila lebanonensis
Lineage: Eukaryota; Metazoa; Arthropoda; Insecta; Diptera; Drosophilidae
Product: CD109 antigen-like
Exons: 7
Coding region: 74-4519 (1481 amino acids)
Cellular component (GO): extracellular region
Molecular function (GO): endopeptidase inhibitor activity
Source: RefSeq, a predicted model, not a curated record